UUGCAUACCUGCGCUUGCAUUAUUUACAUUUUAUCCCAGGAAGAGGAACAGUCUAUAUUUAGUCGUUUAAAAAAAUAAAGAUUCUCCAAAGUUUCGAAUGGGAACGCACGCCCACUGUUUUAACACCGUGAAUGGAAUAAAAAAAAAAUCAAGUUCAUUCACAAAAUUACCGUCAGCUGUGCGUGAUUGUCUCUCGCGGCCAAUGGGAGGCGAGGCAAUUAACAUCGUAAUCUCCAGCGCCAGAUGAAACCUGUGGAGCUGGAGUGUUUGUUGUGAGACGGGCGUUUGAGUUUGAAGGCGAAGCAAGGUGGUGAACUCGAAAUUCAAUGGACGACAGUUGAUGGGUAUCUCGCACAUCGGCAACCAACUGCUUGCAUUUCUGAAAAGGUUUAUUCGAAACGGCAGGCGUCAUUGAAUAUCACCUGAUCUUUUACGAAGGCGAUCAAACCAAGGAGAAUGUCGGAGCGACCCCAGAGCACUACUUCGGAGUGCAACAGCCGGCCUGAUGACUUCAGCCGGGCCAUGUACGCCCAGGCCUUGAGUCAAGAGGGGUUUGGAGGCGCGUCGCUCCAGAUCCCACACGGCGUUCUGCAACACCAUAGUCUUCUCUUCAACAAGGCCGCAUAUAAUGGGAUGCCUCCAACGACCAAUCAGCCCUUUUUGCCAUUCCCACCGGGCACUGGUGAAUAUAGGGCCUCCGACUUGCAAGCCGGUGACUUUUGCCAACCCAAACACUGGUGUCCCAUCGCCGCUCCGGAGUACACCGGGCAAGUAGCAGGGGCCGCAGCGGCUACCCACCCCACAAACCUGGGCCCACAUAACACCAGGGAACAAGUCAAGAUGUCCGAAAUAAAGCUUGAGAAGGAUGUCAAUGACGAGUAUGGGCAAAAGAUUCAACAUUAUCCAACUCCACCUUCGUCUGCUGUAGCUCACGGGGUUUACUACUCGACUCCAUGGAACUCGUCGUUUUGGCCCGGCUUUCCGCACGUACCGGCUGCGAAUACCACUACUCAAAACCCCCCCAACUCCAUACCCUCAACAUCGUCUUCAUCGUCCCCAUCUCUCUCGCCCUCACCCCCCAGUAAUGGGUUACCCGGGGUCACGUUCUUCAACGGGAACGCAAGCCAAACUGCCCAAGCGCCCCAGGCGCAAACCUCUACCCGGAGCAGUGGUUCCUCCAGCGGCGGGUGCAGUGACUCGGAGGAAGAGGAGAACCUUUCAACUGAGGAGCUGGAACAGUUUGCCAAGGAGCUGAAACACAAACGUAUAACUCUGGGUUUCACACAGGCAGAUGUAGGCCUGGCCCUAGGCAACCUCUAUGGCAAGAUGUUCAGCCAGACUACAAUUUGCCGCUUUGAAGCGCUCCAGCUUAGCUUCAAGAACAUGUGCAAGCUGAAGCCCCUGCUCCGGAGAUGGCUGAAUGAGGCUGAGACCUCGGACAACCCCCAGGAUAUGUACAAGAUCGAGCGGGUAUUUGUGGACACCAGGAAGAGGAAGCGGAGGACCAGUCUGGAGGGGUCGGUGCGCACUGCUCUGGAGUCCUACUUUGUCAAGUGUCCCAAACCGAACACCCAGGAGAUCACACACAUUGCUGAUGACCUGUGUCUGGAGAGAGAUGUGGUACGUGUGUGGUUCUGUAACCGCAGACAGAAGGGGAAGCGCCUGGCCCUCCCCUUCGAUGAGGAGUGUGAAGGACAGUACUAUGAGCAGAGCCCCCCUCCCCCGCACAUGGCUCACCCCCCCCUCCCUGGGCAGGGGUACUCUCUCUCCGGCCACCCUGGGGGCCCCACCUUCUACAUGCCUCCCCUCCAGAGGCCAGAUGUCUUUAAGCAGGCCCUGCACCCUGGACAGGUCGGUCACCUGACCAGCUAAACAGGUUCCAGUUCUCCAAACCAGCCUGGGCCAUGUGUCAACCCCUUCCCCACCCAACAUGCCUACCUCUUUAGUCCUCCAGCCCCCACCAACCCAGGCGGUUGUCCUCAUAUGCAGUUCUACCACACCCUAGCCCCUCUGGACCACAGAGAGAAAGUCAAGUGAGUGUCGGCUUGUUGGUCAGCAAAUAAUUGUCUCAAAGCUGGAACUUCCCUGUGUCUUUAAGGCCAGGGAAUCUUGACACUGCCUUUUUGUCUCUCUGUUUCAUGUUGCCUUUUCAUCGGUUGUGCCUUGCCUCCCACCCAGUUCAGCUGCGAGUCAUCUGCACGACCGUCGAAGCCCCAGCCAGCAUCAUGACUAAAGGGGUGGGGAGUGUUUAACCAUUGGCUCUGACUCCGGUAUGAGAUGGCUUUGCACAAAGUUUUGUUUUUGUUGAGUCUGACCUUUUUUUUUAUUUUUUUUAUUUUGUUACUUUAUCUUGAAUGUCUAUCCUCCAGCGGUUAGCUAUUUUCAGGUGACAGUUUUCUUAUCUAGAGUUUCUAGAAGUAUUCUUUUGUCUUGCUCAGGAGUACUUUCAUAGUGGAAGUAUGACACGAAUACAGUUUACUUGUGUUGCUGAGAAGUCUGCUAUGGUUUGUUACCCAUGAAUGUAUUUUUCAUCUGUUGCACACUGACUAACUGAAGUGAUUUUUAUUAUUAUUAUUUUAAUACUGGAACCGUAGUUCAUGUUGCACCAAGGGGACAAACUGCAGGAUGUCUGUCGAGUGGGGCAUUGAGCACUGCCCCUCAACCAGUUUUUCUUGUUACCGUGAUCGUCAGUGACCUAAAUGGUUUGUCACUGACUUCCUCAAUCCUAUAAUAGUUGCUUUGAUCGGGCCUUUCUAAAAUGGCCAUGUCACAAUCUCGUGCCUUAAUGUGUAUUUAAAGUGAUUUCCUCUUGUGACUCUGCUCUCUCGUUACAUGUUUUUACGCAAUCCCAUGUUAAUAAUUGAAAGCAUAUUUGAUAAUUUAUUGAAACGGGCUAAUUCUCUGGGGAAACCUGAAGAUGUUACCUGUACACUUUCCAUUCCAAACUCCUGUGUCGUUACAAUGUAUUCCAAGUUGACAAUUUUACUUUUUGUUCUCACAGUUUUUUACCUUGUGGGUGUUCUAAUGCUUUAUAGUGAACACCUUGCAAUAAGUCUUGCCAAUGUCAUAUCCACACAUUUUAUAUAUAACUGUUUGGAUUGGUAUUUUUCCUGUUCCUUCUGCACUGUGUCUGCAUUGGUACUGUAACAUUACUUCAAUUCUGCUGUUUUUUCACAUCUUACUGUGAUAUCAAUUAAACAUUAAAGUUCAUAGAGCCA
Molecule: messenger RNA, 3218 nt
Organism: Oncorhynchus keta (chum salmon)
Lineage: Eukaryota; Metazoa; Chordata; Actinopteri; Salmoniformes; Salmonidae
Gene: pou5f3
Product: POU domain, class 5, transcription factor 3
Exons: 5
Coding region: 457-1872 (471 amino acids)
Biological process (GO): regulation of transcription by RNA polymerase II
Molecular function (GO): RNA polymerase II cis-regulatory region sequence-specific DNA binding; DNA-binding transcription factor activity, RNA polymerase II-specific
Source: RefSeq, a predicted model, not a curated record